Messenger RNA from Kwoniella shivajii, 987 nucleotides. RefSeq lists its product as uncharacterized. The transcript is spliced from 10 exons. Gene Ontology annotation, molecular function: aldose reductase (NADPH) activity. Gene Ontology annotation, cellular component: cytosol. The coding region runs from base 1 to 987 and encodes 328 amino acids. The record is from RefSeq and is a predicted model, not a curated record. Lineage: Eukaryota; Fungi; Basidiomycota; Tremellomycetes; Tremellales; Cryptococcaceae.
AUGACUCAAACUCACUUCACCCUCAACAACGGUAAAAGCAUCCCUUCAAUCGGUCUCGGUACAUGGCAAUCCGCCCCCGGAGAAGUUGCUAAAGCUGUCGAGUUUGCUCUCAAGAACGGAUGUCGACACCUCGAUUGUGCUUGGGCUUACGGAAACGAAGCUGAAGUCGGACAAGGUAUCAAAGCUUCCGGAGUUGCACGAGAGGAGAUUUUCGUCACUUCCAAGCUUUUCGAGCUUCACCACCACCCCGAACACGUUCCUCUCGCUAUCAGAGAUACAUUGAAGAACCUCGGUCUUGAAUACCUUGAUUUAUACCUUCUCCACUGGAACAUCAACCUCGAAGUUGACGCUCCCGAAGGUGUCCUUCCCCGAAACGAGCACCGAGUCAAGGGCUCUUCCGGUAAAUUCAAGCUCGAUGUCCCUCUUUCCGACGAUGUCACCCCAACCUGGAAAGAGAUGGAGAAGCUCGUUGACCAAGGUCUCGUCAAAUCUAUUGGUAUCUCCAACUUCAACAUCUACCGAACCAGAAAGCUUCUCAAGGAAGCUCGAAUCAAGCCCGUCGCUAACCAAGUCGAGCUUUCCAUCCAAAACCCUCAACCUGAGCUUGUCGCUUGGUUGAAGAAGAACGACAUCCUUCCUCAAGGUUACAGUCCUCUUGGUGGAACCGGAAAGACCAACCUCCGAGACAACGAGGUCGUCCAAAAGAUCGCUGAUCAACACGGUGUACAAACUGCCAACAUCCUCUUAUCUUGGCUCGUUACCAGGGGAAUCAACCCCGUACCUAAAUCAGUCACCCCCGAGAGAAUCGCAAACAACUUGAAACUCGUUGAGCUCACCAAAGAGCAAUUCCAAGAACUCGAGGACCUCUCCGUAUCUCACCCCAAACAAAGAGUCUGUGACCAAUCUGACUCUUUCGAGCCUGACUACGAUAUCUACCAAGAGAACGACCCUGAGUUCAACGACAAAGUCCAAUUUAACAAGGAUUAA